Molecule: messenger RNA, 567 nt
Organism: Zophobas morio
Lineage: Eukaryota; Metazoa; Arthropoda; Insecta; Coleoptera; Tenebrionidae
Product: melanization protease 1-like
Exons: 4
Coding region: 1-567 (188 amino acids)
Biological process (GO): proteolysis
Molecular function (GO): serine-type endopeptidase activity
Source: RefSeq, a predicted model, not a curated record
AUGAUUGUGCAGUGGUUUAUUUUAGUUGUGCUAAUCCAACAGGCACAUAACGCAUGUGUCAAAAAUAGGAUUGAACUUUGGGAUCCUACAAAGUGUGAGGCCGGAAGAACAUUUUUCGCAAAAUUGAGUUCCGUUUCUGACAAUAACUACAUUGCACAACCUUACCUUUAUCCUUGGCUCACGGAACUCAAGGUAACGCUGCCGGACCAAACAAAAUCCUGCACAGGGGCCUUAAUUAAUGACAGAUACGUGUUGGUGGCACAGGAUUGCAUUUUUCCAUAUAUCCAGCCCGACCAAGUAACUGUACAUGUCGGCUUUUUCAACGGGUACGGCAAGGAUGUGUCGGAGAUAUUCCAGGCGAGGACUUUACAACGAAAAGCGGCGCACUUUAUUCUUCAUCCGAAUUUCGACCCUGGAAACCUCCAAACGGUUGCUAAUAAUUUGGCAUUAAUCAAACUGGACGAGCCAGUCUCAUACAGUAAAACGAUAUAUCCUAUACAAUUACCGACCAUCGCUGAACAAUGUAAGUCGCGAGUAAAACUUGCAAAAAUACACUGGUGGUUUUAG